GCUUCCCUACCGCACAGUCGACCAGUUGUUUCAAUUGUUGACCAAUUGGCUGUUUGUUUGGCGGCAUCUGCUGACUACCUCGUCAGAUCCUCUCAAAUGUCGACACUGCCGAUUUACGAGUGGAUACAACAAGCCGUAGGGUUGUUGGAGCACAAAGCUCUCUCCAUCGGCUCCAAACCAUCGACCUACAAGACCUACUCACAUUUUCAUGCAGACUUAAUGGCAUUCAUCUGUCUUUUCCUUCCCAAGUGUUCACAUGUGCCAUCUCAUCUGUACGAACGCUUGCUCAGUCUCUGCAUGGAAGUCUUUCAGGACAUAUCCUUGCUUUCCCGCAUAACCGUUGUCGAAUCACAGGCUUUUGAACAGGCUAUGAAUUUGAUGCAAGCAAUUUGGAACAAAUUUGAUCCAAUCCACCUCAUCAAUUGUCUUGUGGACGCUGGCAUAAUAAACAACCUCAUUGGUAUUCUCGCUGAACACUCACUGACCUUCAAUGGCGCCGACCUCGGCCACACUAUUGUGCGUUUGCUCACGCGUUUUCUUUUGCCUGCUGAGCGUGCACGCAACCCGAUCCUCUCACCGGCUUCACUGGGGGGCAGGCUUGCCUCCAAUCGUCAAGACGGCUGGUCGCGCUCUCAGUCAAUUCAUAUCUUGGCCUCCUACGCGGUGACUCUGGGCCAGGCGCUCCGUCUACCGCCCAUACAGCAACUAAUGCAAUGGCUGGGUCAGGCGGAUAAAUGCGAAUCUCCUGAAGUAGCUCAUGAGGAUCUCUUCCCCAACACUUCUUGGAGUGAAUUUCUGCUCUCUCAACUGCAUUUAAUCACCCUUCUGGUGGUGCAGGGAGGCGGUGCCGGUGAUGGCACACCGAUAGCUCAUCUGCUUAAAACCUUUCUCCUCAAUAAUCAUGAACAGCUCUGUGCUCUCCUCGCGGUUCCACCGAGGGGCCUGCUGAUUACCUCGGCUAUCCUAGACCUCUACUGGUGCGCCAUGCGCUCCUCACCCGGUGUCACAAAACUCUUCUCACCUACAUGUGUAGGCACAGCAGUCCUCUUCGCUGAGGGUCAUCGUGAAGAGCGUCUUUUGGUGAACUUUUCAUUCAUUUUAUUCGUUAAACUGAGGAACCUGACGGUGCGUCAAUCUACCUUCCACCAGACAUCUGGGCGUCUGUUUACUCCGCAGCAGUUCGAUUAG
Molecule: messenger RNA, 1188 nt
Organism: Hydatigera taeniaeformis
Lineage: Eukaryota; Metazoa; Platyhelminthes; Cestoda; Cyclophyllidea; Taeniidae
Source: the annotation of a GenBank genome assembly